UUAUGGUUCAAACAUCAGUCAGCUAGCGUCCGUUGUGCAGUGCGGUACAGUUGAACAAUAUUCAGAGAAAAGCUCAUCCUACCCAAGGUGUGCUAUCGUUUCGCCAGUUCCUAUUUCGAGCAGUUCAGUGCAAUUCGUACAAUUUUACGCAGCAAAAUGGCCUUCAAGUUUGUAGUAUUUGCAUCGCUGGUUGCCUUCGCCGCGGCCUUCCCCGGCGGAUACGGAGACUACUACGGUUCGGAGCAUCAGCUGGAGGGCGGACAUCAGUAUGGACAGGUGGCGCGCAUUUCGCUCGGUGACGGCCAUGGACACCACGAGUAUCAUGAGGAUGAGCACGUCGACUACUAUGCUCCACCGAAGUACGCUUUCAAGUACGGAGUUAACGACUUCCACACCGGUGACGUGAAGUCGCAGCAUGAAACGCGCGACGGUGAUGUCGUCAAGGGUCAGUACUCGCUCGUGGAACCGGACGGUUCUGUGCGCACCGUUGACUACACCGCCGACAAGCAUUCGGGCUUCAACGCGGUGGUACACAAGACGGCUCCGGUUAGCCACCAUCAGGGUGGCCACUACUAAAGGCUCCCGUUUUUUAAAAGGGAACGCGAACUGCCCCAGCCCCGUAAAGGGCAUCUUAGUGCCUAGGACCAAUGUGUAGCCCAGUAGUCUUCUCACGUUCUCACUUCCGUCUCGCUCCACUGAAACUUCAGCAAACGACUUAGGAUCUUCCACGAGAACCCUUUUGCCAAACGGUGGCGGAGUGGCCAAACAUCUGUGUGAACGCUCGCGGGGAAAACAUUCACGGACAUCGACCGUCCGAUGCAGCCCUUUUCCAACCAAAAUCCAUCGAAUCAACUGUGAUAUUAACAAAUUCUGCCACGGAAGUCAGAUGGUGUACCGGUGUGGCCUUGCGCGGGCCAGCAUUCAUCUGACCAGAGGCCAGCCAAGAUGUGAAGAAGGAACAAAUUGAGAUGAAAAUUCAACCUCCAAUCGAUGGAGCGGAAAACUGUACGAAUGAGUUUCCCCGUGAGCCACGUGCCGGACAGCUUACGUAAUGCAACCGUCCAGCAAAUAGUCAGCAUGGUGCUCGAGAACCGGUUCGCUAAGAUUGUCUUCCUGGGGCCCGGUACAUUUCCUGGAUUACGCAAACCAACCAUCGCCACCCCGGUCACGUUCGCCCGGGAGGAUCGCGGAACCGUGAAAAGACCCUUGUUGCGUGUGUGUUACACGGCUCGUGUACGUGCCCGGUUCGACACAUGCUUUCCCUAUCCCCGUUGGACGAGAUUGGCACGCGAUAGUCAGCUGCUGCGUUUGCAAACGAUGGUUCCAUCCAUCGUAGUAGUUCAUACCGUUAUCACACUGCACUCCGCCCCAUUUCCAUCUCGUGAGACUCAUGUUGACUUGUAUUUAUGUAAUUAUUAUGUUUGUUUUGUUAUCUGUUAUCAAAGCGAAUAAAGAGGAAGUCAAAAUGUA
This is a messenger RNA of Anopheles funestus (African malaria mosquito), 1470 nucleotides long. RefSeq names its product cuticle protein 19-like. Lineage: Eukaryota; Metazoa; Arthropoda; Insecta; Diptera; Culicidae. The record is from RefSeq and is a predicted model, not a curated record. The transcript has 3 exons. Gene Ontology annotation, cellular component: extracellular matrix. The coding region runs from base 157 to 576 and encodes 139 amino acids.